This is a messenger RNA of Benincasa hispida (wax gourd), 1918 nucleotides long. RefSeq names its product (R)-mandelonitrile lyase 3-like. NCBI's taxonomy places the organism in Eukaryota, Viridiplantae, Streptophyta, Magnoliopsida, Cucurbitales, Cucurbitaceae. The record is from RefSeq and is a predicted model, not a curated record. Gene Ontology annotation, molecular function: oxidoreductase activity, acting on CH-OH group of donors; flavin adenine dinucleotide binding.
AUGGAUUUCUACAAUUGCUUGUAUAACUUGUAUUAUAUUUUUGACUCAAUCCUAUGUCUAUAUAAACAUCAAUGGUUGCAAAAGCAAUUAUACAGAAGAAGUGAGAAUUGUUCAACCAUGGCUGCCUUUCUCCUUCUCAUUCUUGUCUUUCUCACUCACUCCCAAUUAGGACUCAAUCAAGAUGUUAGCUACAUGAAAUUUGUACGCAAUGCUAGUGAGUUUCCAGAAAAAGAAGAAUAUGACUACAUAAUAGUAGGUGGAGGAACAACAGGAUGCCCAUUAGCUGCAACGUUAUCAAAAAAUUUCUCUACCCUCCUCAUUGAAAGAGGCAGUGAACCCAGUAAAUAUCCCUCUGUAUUGAACGAACAAGAGUUGUUAAACGUUUUCACUGUUGAAGAUGACGGUAAAAAUCCCUUCAACCGGUUCAUUUCCGAAGACGGUGUCGAGAACAUAAGAGGGCGGAUUCUUGGUGGCACCAGCAUGAUCAAUGGCGGCGUGUACUCGAGAGCGAAUCCAGAGUUCUUCAAAACACAAUUAGGGAUGCAAGAAUUGGACAUGGAAAUGGUGGAGAAGGCAUAUCAAUGGGUUGAAGAGGCUAUAGUGUAUAAACCAAGUUUGAAUCUUUGGCAAGCUGCUUUUAGAAGAUUCCUUGUUGAAGGUGGAGUUCAGCCUGAUAAUGGGUUUGAUUUAAGAGACAUUGUUGGGACUAAAAUUUCAGGUUCUAUCUUUGAUGAGAAUGGGAUUAGACAUGGAGCUGUGGAGCUUUUAAAUAAGGCUAAACCUACAAAUCUCAAAGUUGCUGUCCAGGCUACAGUUCAAAGAAUUCUCUUCUCUGGUUUAUCAGCAAGAGGAGUUUUGUAUUCAGAUUCAAAAGGAAAAUUACACACAGCAUUCAUCCGUGAAAAAGGAGAGAUAAUUCUAAGUGCUGGAGCUCUUGGAAGUCCUCAACUUCUCCUUCUAAGUGGGGUUGGCCCAAAAUCUUAUCUUUCGUCCUUAAAACUACGUGUCGUCCUUAAUCAACCACAUGUCGGUCAAUUCAUGUCGGACAAUCCCCGUUUUGGUAUCAUCUUAGCUCUUUCAUUUCGAUUAGCCUUCAGCUCUUCAAAAGUGAUAGGAAUUUCACAAAACAAUAGCUACUACUUCCAAUCCAUUGCUAGUACAACACCACUCUCAAUUCCACCAUUAUUUAGUAUUUUUCCUCCCAAUUCCACUUCUUUAACAACUACCAGCUUAGCCACCAUCGGCGGAAAAUUUUCUAAAAUUUCUUCUUUUGGCUCGCUUCACUUAAAUUCUUCCACUGAUGUGAAGAACAAUCCCAUUGUUCGAUUCAAUUAUUAUUCUCAUCCUGAUGAUCUUGCUAAAUGUGUUAGAGGAGUGAGAAAAGUGGGAGAUUUUCUUAAAACUCCAACCAUAGAAAAUAUUAAGACGAGGGAUCUGGAAGGUAAUAAGACGCUUCAAUUUGUAGGGCUUCCGUUGCCAGAAAAUUUGUCGGAUGAUACUUUAGUUGGAGAGUUUUGUAAGAAGACAGUUACAUCGUAUUGGCAUUACCAUGGAGGAUGUUUGGUCGGAAAAGUCGUCGACAGUAAUUAUAGCGUCAUCGGAAUUAAAAAUUUGCGUGUACUUGACGGCUCUACUUUCGCCGUCUCGCCUGGAUCCAAUCCUACUGCCACUCUUAUGAUGCUCGCCCGGUAUGUUGGCCUUCGGAUGCUGCAACAAAGAGGGGUGUAACAAAAUUCACUAUCUAGAUGGAGGUGGUGUUGUAUCUCUUAAGUAAUUUCUACUCAUUUGAAAUAAAAUCGAAUGUGUCGUUGAGAUAUUUCGAUGUACCUACUGAUCAGGUUACGUAUUUGUUUUUUUAAAAAAUUCUGCUCCAUUUGAAAUAAAAAUUAUAAAGAUAUAAUUUUCUUUAUCUUCCCUA